Andrographis paniculata is the source of this 2238-nucleotide messenger RNA. Its product is annotated as heat shock cognate 70 kDa protein 2-like. The record is from RefSeq and is a predicted model, not a curated record. Lineage: Eukaryota; Viridiplantae; Streptophyta; Magnoliopsida; Lamiales; Acanthaceae. Gene Ontology annotation, biological process: cellular response to unfolded protein; protein refolding. Bases 125 to 2083 code for a protein of 652 amino acids. Gene Ontology annotation, molecular function: ATP-dependent protein folding chaperone; heat shock protein binding; ATP binding. Gene Ontology annotation, cellular component: cytoplasm. The transcript has 2 exons.
CCACGCGUUGAAGAACGCAUUUCGGAGUUGAAUCGAAGCAAGCGAGCGGUUUUCUGUGGAAUUUCUUCUUCUUUUGCGUAGAUUUGUUGAGAGUGAGUUUUCUGAUCGAUUUGUUGUCGAGUUGAUGGCUGGAAAGGGCGAAGGACCGGCGAUCGGAAUUGAUUUGGGGACGACAUACUCGUGCGUCGGAGUAUGGCAACAUGACCGCGUGGAGAUCAUCGCCAAUGAUCAGGGUAACCGCACGACGCCGUCGUACGUCGGAUUCACCGACACCGAGCGUCUCAUUGGCGAUGCGGCGAAGAAUCAGGUCGCCAUGAAUCCUACCAACACCGUCUUCGAUGCGAAGCGGCUGAUCGGACGGCGAUUCAGCGAUCCGUCAGUCCAAGCCGACAUGAAGCUAUGGCCGUUCAAGGUCAUCCCCGGCCCCGGUGACAAGCCGAUGAUCUGCGUCAACUAUAAAGGAGAGGAGAAACAGUUCUCUGCGGAGGAGAUUUCAUCUAUGGUCCUGACGAAGAUGAAGGAGAUCGCCGAGGCCUAUCUCGGCGCCACCAUAAAAAACGCCGUCGUCACAGUUCCGGCGUACUUCAACGACUCUCAGCGCCAAGCCACCAAGGACGCCGGCGUCAUCUCCGGCCUAAACGUCAUGCGAAUCAUCAACGAACCUACCGCCGCCGCCAUAGCCUACGGUCUCGACAAAAAAGCCGGCACCGCCGGCGAGAAGAACGUCCUGAUCUUCGACCUCGGCGGCGGCACGUUCGAUGUCUCUCUCCUCACCAUAGAAGAAGGCAUCUUCGAAGUGAAAGCCACCGCCGGCGACACUCACCUCGGCGGCGAGGAUUUCGACAACCGUAUGGUGAAUCACUUCGUCCAGGAAUUCAAGCGGAAGAACAAAAAGGACAUCAGCGGCAACCCUAGAGCUCUCCGCCGAUUAAGAACCGCCUGUGAAAGAGCAAAGCGAACUCUCUCCUCCACCGCCCAAACCACCAUUGAAAUCGAUUCUCUCUACGAAGGUAUCGACUUCUACUCCACCAUUACCAGAGCCAGAUUCGAAGAACUCAACAUGGAUCUCUUCCGAAAAUGCAUGGAACCAGUCGAGAAAUGCUUGCGCGACGCAAAAAUGGACAAAUCCACCGUCCACGACGUCGUCCUCGUCGGCGGCUCGACGAGAAUCCCCAAAGUGCAACAACUGUUACAGGACUUCUUCAACGGCAAGGAGCUCUGCAAGAGCAUCAACCCCGACGAGGCCGUUGCGUACGGCGCCGCCGUCCAGGCCGCCAUUUUAAGCGGCGAAGGUAACGAGAAGGUCCAGGACCUCCUCCUCCUCGACGUCACCCCCCUUUCCCUCGGCCUCGAAACCGCCGGCGGCGUCAUGACCGUUCUAAUUCCGAGGAACACCACAAUUCCGACGAAGAAGGAGCAAGUCUUCUCCACCUACUCCGACAACCAGCCCGGCGUCCUCAUCCAAGUCUACGAAGGAGAACGCACACGAACACGCGACAACAACCUGCUCGGAAAAUUCGAGCUCACCGGAAUCCCGCCGGCGCCGAGGGGCGUCCCGCAAAUCAACGUGUGCUUCGACAUCGACGCGAACGGGAUUCUAAACGUGUCGGCGGAGGACAAGACGACGGGGCAGAAGAACAAGAUAACAAUCACGAACGACAAGGGGCGGCUGUCGAAGGAGGAGAUCGAAAAAAUGGUGCAGGAGGCGGAGAAGUACAAGGCGGAGGACGAAGAGCACAAGAAGAAGGUGGAGGCGAAGAACGCGUUGGAGAACUACGCGUACAACAUGAGGAACACCAUUAAGGACGACAAGAUCGCGUCGAAGCUGACGGCGGCGGACAAGAAGAAGAUCGAGGAUUCGAUCGAGGAGGCGAUUCAGUGGCUGGAUGGGAACCAGCUUGCGGAGGCGGAUGAGUUUGAGGAUAAAAUGAAGGAGCUUGAGAGCAUUUGCAACCCCAUUAUUGCUAAGAUGUAUCAGGGCGGCGGCGAUGCGGCCGGGAUGGAUGAGGAUGGCCCGGCUCAUGGCGGCGGCGCAGCCGCCGGUGGCAGCGGCGCUGGACCUAAGAUUGAGGAGGUGGAUUAAGGAGUUUUAAGUAAGUAUUGCUGGAUGAUUGAAGUUUGGGGUGUGUUUUGGUAUUUUUGAUUUUGGAAGGACGGAUUUGAUGAUGAUGGUAAUAUGGUAUGGUUUAUGAAGUAGCUCUUUUGAUGGUAUUAAAUAAAAUAUAAUGCUUUCCCCAA